Ahaetulla prasina is the source of this 2109-nucleotide messenger RNA. RefSeq names its product NOP2/Sun RNA methyltransferase 4 (gene NSUN4). Bases 508 to 1725 code for a protein of 405 amino acids. Gene Ontology annotation, molecular function: methyltransferase activity. The transcript has 6 exons. Gene Ontology annotation, cellular component: mitochondrial large ribosomal subunit. Lineage: Eukaryota; Metazoa; Chordata; Lepidosauria; Squamata; Colubridae. The record is from RefSeq and is a predicted model, not a curated record. Gene Ontology annotation, biological process: rRNA methylation.
AAAAGGGCAGAAAACACAUUAAUCUCGGUCAACAUUGUAAUUUGCAGUUAAAUACAGAUGGUCUUAUGGCCAAUAUUCCAUUUCUGCGUUGAAACUAAUUAAUAACUUUUUAAUAUACAACUGCUAAGAGCCUGACAUUUGGAAAUGGUUCUGGAAAAGCGCAUUUUGCCUUUUUAUCUCGCCGAGGAGUUCUAAACGGCCAUUCACCGACCCGAAUAAAACGUUAACUCCUUGCCCCAAACGAAGCUACGUGGGAAACGGAUGUGUAAUUUUCUGGCCUUCUCCACCGAGAUGCUGCCAAUAACUAACAUUAAAAAACAAAACAAAACACUCGACGCUUGUCCUUCCGAAUCUUAAACUGCUCGGUUUCCGGUUAUGUUAUUCUUACGUGCGACGGAACGAUUUUGCGCGUCGACAUCAGCCAGGGGAGCUUAAAACGGUGUGGCUCUUGGAGGAGGAGUUGUUGCUAGACCGUCCCUCCGCCGGCUCUAGAUACCGCCGUCGAACAUGGCGGUUGCACACGGGGCGAACGGGAAGCGGUUACUCCUGCGGUAUCUGCGGAAAACCUCGCCUUCGUUUUUUGCCCUGGGACCCUGCCGGCAUCGCCAUUACAAGAAGAAAUGGGCAGCCACUGCUCCUCAGGCAACUAGUACCAGGGUGGCUCUCCAGGUCUUUGACAUGAAUUAUGGAGAUCAGUUUGGCAGCCUCUGGCCCUCAAUUCGCAUUAGUCUUCUGUCAAUGCAAAAAUAUGGGGCCCUAGUCAACAAUUUCUCUGAUGUAGAACAAGUCAUUCAGAGUCUGGAAGACCUGAGUGCUGUAGAUUUCAUCCAAGAAUCUCAGAAAGUCACCGAAGAAUUAGAUUCCUCCGUUGACGAAGACAGUGUGCCAACUUCAUCUCUCCAAAUUCAGAUAGAACUUUCAAAGACUCAACUACAGCAUUUUCCUUCUGUCAAUCCUAACAUCAAAUGUUACACAUUCCCCAAAGGAGACAUCAGUCGUUUUCGUCAAGCUAGACCAGACAUCCUAGGAAUUCUUGGUUACUAUAUCCUGGAUGCUGCCUCAAUUUUACCUGUUUUGGCUCUCAAUGUACAGCCUGGAAACAUAGUCCUUGAUCUUUGUGCAGCCCCAGGUGGAAAGACACUGGCACUUUUACAGACUGGGUAUUGUCGUGAGCUGACAGCUAAUGAUCUUUCUAUGUCUCGCACGGUCCGGCUACGUAAUGUCCUUCGCAGCUAUUUUCCCAAAGAGAUCCAAAAUAUAGUGCGGGUUACUUCAGGUGACGGAAGAAACUGGUGUCAUACAGAAACAGGUACUUAUGAUAAGGUACUUGUUGACGUGCCAUGCACAAAUGAUCGAAAAUCGGUCUUGGAAGAUGAGAACAAUAUCUUCACAUAUGCAAGAAAAGGAGAACGUCAGAUGUUGCCAAUGCUUCAGCUGCAAUUGCUCAUAGCUGGAGUGCUUGCUGCUAAACCAGGAGGAGAGGUGGUGUAUUCCACAUGCUCUCUGUCUGAGCUCCAAAAUGAGUAUGUGGUUGAGAGAGCGGUGGAGUUAUUAAAUAUCCAGUACAGCAUCAGUGUGAAAGUAGAGGACUUGAGCCAUUUUCGGAGAUUGUUCCAGAACACAUUUUCUUUCUAUUCAAAUUGUAGACUUGGAGAACUUAUCCUGCCUCACCUCACAGCUAACUUUGGACCCAUGUAUUUUUGCAAAUUGCACAGAAUAAAUUAGAUUGAAGAAAGGGAUUUCCCAAAAGACAUAAUGGAAUUUACAAAAAGCCACAAAUAAUAGUUUUUUGGCAGCUUUAGCACAUUACUGGCUCAUACUUAAGUGAUGGCACACUAGGACUCCUAGAUCCAUCUUGCUGUUACUGCUGUUGAAGAUAUACUGCUGAAGAUAUUCUAUAUCUGUGAAUUUAGUAUUUCUUGCCUAACUGUGAAACCUUACCUUUCUCACUAUUGAACUGCAUUUUGUUGGAUGUCUGCGGAAUCAGGUUUUCAUAAACAGAAGUAUGAUACAUUUAACAUUUAAAACAUUAAAGAUAAAUGUCAAACACAAUAUGAAGAACAAAUAUUGGGAAAGUGAUUGAUUAUCUGCAUCAAGAUGAUGUCAACA